Haplochromis burtoni (Burton's mouthbrooder) is the source of this 615-nucleotide messenger RNA. Its product is annotated as leukocyte elastase inhibitor. Gene Ontology annotation, molecular function: serine-type endopeptidase inhibitor activity. The record is from RefSeq and is a predicted model, not a curated record. NCBI's taxonomy places the organism in Eukaryota, Metazoa, Chordata, Actinopteri, Cichliformes, Cichlidae. Gene Ontology annotation, biological process: negative regulation of endopeptidase activity.
GCCCUCUCAUUCAGCUCAGGUGAAGGCGUCCAUGCAGACUUCCAGAAACUGAACGCUGACAUCAACUCACCAUCUGCAUCCUACAUCCUGAAACUAGCCAACCGUCUUUAUGGAGAAAACACUGCCCACUUCCUCCCAGACUUCCUUGAAGCCACACAGAAGUACUACCAGGCAGACCUGAAGACUGUGGACUUCAUCGGAGCUCCAGAGGCGUGCAGAGCAGCGAUCAACAGCUGGGUCGAGCAGCAGACAGAAAAUAAGAUAAAAGACCUUCUGAAGCCAGGAACAGUCGACACAGAUACCAGACUGGCUCUGGUCAAUGCUGUCUACUUCAAGGGCAACUGGAAGAACCCGUUUAAAGAGGCAAACACCAAAGAGAUGCCCUUUAAAAUCAAACAGAAUGAGACCGUACCAGUCCAGAUGAUGUACCAGAGGAAGAAGCUUCCCUACAACUACAUUGCUGACCAUGAUUUGCAGAUCCUGGAGCUGCCCUAUGUGGGUGAGGAGCUCAGCAUGUUCAUUCUGCUGCCUAAGGAGUCCUCAGAUGGCUCAGGCCCUCUGCUGAAGCUGGAGAAGGAGCUAACACAGGAGAGGCUGAAUGAAUGGACCGACAGG